This is a messenger RNA of Centruroides sculpturatus (bark scorpion), 1299 nucleotides long. RefSeq names its product RNA/RNP complex-1-interacting phosphatase-like. Bases 164 to 718 code for a protein of 184 amino acids. The record is from RefSeq and is a predicted model, not a curated record. The transcript has a single exon. NCBI's taxonomy places the organism in Eukaryota, Metazoa, Arthropoda, Arachnida, Scorpiones, Buthidae. Gene Ontology annotation, biological process: protein dephosphorylation. Gene Ontology annotation, molecular function: polynucleotide 5'-phosphatase activity; protein tyrosine/serine/threonine phosphatase activity.
UUUUCGGCCGCAAAAACUAAAAAGCCAUUCAAUUCAAAUGUUCGAAACUAAGUCCGAACAAUACUUUUCACGUGCGGUAGUAUUCGACGACGAGCUUUUUACGUAUAAGUAAUAAAGAAUUAGACUUCAAUAUCUCCGAGGAUACGGAACCGUAACGAGAAUCAUGCCCAAGAAUGGUAUACCAGACAGAUGGGAAAGUUACACCCCUUUCGGUAAAGUGAUCGGACAGACUCGAUUUAUCGCAUUUAAAGUUCCUCUAAAGGAAAAUCUGUGUAGAAUAUUGCCUGCGACGAUGAGAUUUACGCCGUCCAAUCUAAUUUCGUCCAUCGACAAAUUAGGAAUGGUAAUCGAUUUGACCAACACCCGCAGAUACUAUAAUUCCGCAGAAAUCACCGACUGCGGAGUGUCCUAUCUGAAAAUUUUCUGUCGGGGAAAGGUAGUUCCAGAUCGAAACGUCGUCCAGAAGUUCUUCGAGGCCGUCGACGACUUUUUAAGGAAUAACGAUAAAGGUCUGAUAGGAGUCCAUUGUACGCACGGCGUCAACAGAACCGGGUAUCUAAUCUGUAAAUACAUGAUCGACAAAUUACGGUACGACGCCAAAGACGCCAUCCUCGAGUUUAAUAACGCUCGGGGUCACGACAUCGAAAGGGUGGAGUACAUAAACCAUUUGUGCAGAAUCGAAAACGGCGAGUCCAACGGAAAAGACAACGAAACUUAGAGAAAAAGUAGCGAUUGGCAAGCGGAGAAAAAAGUGUUUAAAUCCGACUUUAACGGUGGAAAAAAUUACAUCGGAAACGCAACGAAUUACGGCAGAAAUUACACGAGAGAUUAUUGUUUUGGAGAGAACUCUCGGUAAAACGACUUUAAUUCUAGAUAAAGUAGUCUAUGCGAUUAUUUGUACGGACCACCUUCGAACGACGACUGGUACCAACAGUGGUGGAACUCGAACCACGACGGUCAGAAUUCCUUCUUCCGUUCUAGAAGUAAGGGCGAUUCCAGGACUUAAUCGAGAAAUGUCCGAGAUUCGAAUUAUCGCUGGUCGUUGGACAAUUUCCACGCCAACCGUCGACCUGUUUCUGAGAACUUUUUAUUAAAUUCCGAUGCAUAUUCGCCUAUAUUGGCAUAAGUUCCUUCGAACAUUCGUGAAUAUUUUCAAAAAAAAAAAAAAAUUAAUUUUUAAAGUAGAAUAUAUUUAAAAAUGAAUUUCUUUGAUAAUUGAGGAUAAACUAUCUUUGAAUUAAAAUGUGUAUUAUUAUCGUAAAUAUGUAAAAAUACGAAAUUUCUUCACUUAUAUAUUAA